ACAGUUAUAGAUGUGAUGAAGUGUAAUGGCAAUACAAAUGACCAGUUCAUCUCAAAGUCAGUAUCAUAAUCGAUCAUUGGCCAGUACUCCAGUGAAAACAUACUCUGAUACCUCAUCAAAAGAUAGGCGCCAUGUUCGGUUCUCCAACAGUGGAAUUAUAAACAACCAUCUCCAGACCGACUCCAUUAAACAUCACUUAAACAGUAACCACAAGGGAUCUAGUCUCGGAAAUCGGGAAUCAAAAUCGAACAUAAGUGAUUUGGAAAGCCAAAAUGUAUUUUCGUCAAGCCGCAACGAAUCAUCAAUGAAUAAAAGCAGUAAGCUGGGUUUUGGUAGUGCUUCGCCUGAUAGCGGCGUUGCUUCAGGAGGGUCGGGCUCGAAAUCCGGGUCUGACCCCCCUAGCAAUCAGUCAGAGAGCGGUACUCCUCGCUAUAAGUUCCACUCCACUUACCAUUCGCCAGACAGCGGACUACUUUUGGGUGGCAUCAAUAGGUCAAGUAACAAACAGACAAAAUAUCGCAAUUCUAGUUUUAGCUUUGCUGCGAAAUCAGGUAUUUUGGCUGAUGAAGUAGAAGACCUUUUGGAAGAUGAAAACAUUAAAGAUAAACACACUUUGCCAAAAACUGGAGUACAGAUUCCAAUUUCCAGGAGAGAACAUGGUCUUCAUCAGGAAACUAGGCGAAUAGCAUUCGAGCCGAAACCAAAUCAUCAUUUACCUCAGAAAAAAGAACGUGCUAGUCCAAGGAUUGCCGAAAUCGUAGAAAGUCCAAAGAAAUCAUCCGACCCUGUAAAACUACCUCCAACCAAGCAAAAUGGUCAUCUCGUUCACUCAGACGAUCCCGAGCAGACGAGAAAGAGCAAGAAAACCGAGGAACAUGAUGGAAGACAGCUAGCGGAUCCCAAGAGGAAAAAGAAGACUGAUGAAGACACAACAAGGCCUGCUAAAUCAGCGCCUCCCAAAAGGAAGGAAGACGAUGCCAAAGACACCCCUACCUCCCCACAAGUCGACAAUUAUACGCACAGGACCGAGUCCGACUCCCCUACUAAUGGAAAGAAGAAAUCAACAAAAGAGCAGGCAGAAAAGGUGAGCGAAAAUGAUAAAAAGGGAAGAAAACAAGAAGCUGAGAGUCCGACGAGGUUUUCAAAGAGUCAAACAGAGAAACAGAAAUCCACCCAACAAAGUCAAAAUUCCCAAAAAGCAAGACCUGGGGAUGAAAGGCAGGAAUCUCCAACAAGACAUAGUCCAACCGGGCACGAUAAGAGCCGCCCCGUUACUAAAAAUAACAGAAGUGAGCACAACCCUGCAGCAGACUCGGACGAUAAAGUAUUUUCACCAGUGUCAAAAUAUGAUGAAGUUUUAAUGAAUGAACAGAAAAGAGAAGAGCAACUCAUGAAACUGAGACUACCGAAAAAGACCAGGUAUGGUCCAGUCAGAUCAAAAGGAUUGCAAACCCCUAGGACACCUCGCAGCAAAACGCCUAGGUCUCGAACUCCAGGUAACCAAAAUUUCAUAAAACUUACUGGGUAUUCCCACUCUGAUGUUGGAGAUUAUAGAAGACCUGUACGACGAAAAAGUAUUCUCAAUAACAAGGAUGCAGUAUUGCUGGAAAAUUCCCGACCCAAAUCCUACAAAUGGGAAAGUGAUAAAUCGAUCUACCGGGUGGAAACGAAGGAAUGGGAGGAUCAACGUGACGAAACGACGUGGAGACCGUCGGUGAACAGCCCAACUGAUUGGCUGAAAGUGUACGUUGGUGACAUACAGAUCAGAGAAAAAAGUGCUAAAUCUAGAAGAAGCAGCCCCGAAACCGCGGGUCGAAACGUCCGUCCUGGUGCACCUCAGAGGAACAGCAACGAAUACAUUUUAACCAGGAGGCAGGUGCCCGUGUACAAGAACAUGCAAUCAGCUUAUAACACGAAGUUAGUAAAAGAUAAACAAUCGCGUGAAAAAAGGUUUUUCCAAAAACUGCAAGAAUGUCAAGCGCUUAAAGCAAAAAUGCAAAUAUCAGAACUAGUCGAUCGACAACGGAAACGAGAAAUUACGAAACAGCGUCAACAGGGGCAGUUGAAGGAGUUACGACAACGUUUUGAAGAUGCUGCGUGGGUUAGAUUCAAUACUCAGUAUGUGACGUCACGCAUUCUUGAGCAUGAAAAAAUGAAUCGCUAUGCAUAUGGACUACCAGAAGAAGUUGAUGGAGCACCAGAGUUUGAAUCCAAACUGAAAAGAAAGCCUCCUAAAAUCAAAGUGGAUUUUGGAAAACUAGAAAAGGUUAACAAGAAAAAGUAUGGUUCAAUGUUCAGUAUUUACAAGGGGCCCGAAUGGGACCCAUUGGCCAAAACACCCCCGAUGGAGGGAAUAGACACAGUUGAAAUAGACUACGAAACAGAAGAAGAGUAUACCCAGCACGACGUAGAGGAAAAUGAUGGCGGAAACAAAAGGGUCAAAACAAGGAGGGUGAAGGACGUUAUUCGUGAAGCAGAGAAAGAAGUUGCGGAUUUAAAAGCCAAGGAAACUUCCACGGGGUUUACCCCUAGGGCAUCUGAAUCUAACAACAAAACCACGAAUGGUUUAGACUUGGACAGUGACGAUGAUGACGAUGACAUGUCAGAUAUUUUCGAAAGAGCAAGGAAGAAAUACAACUUGGAGAUAGACGAUGAAACGAUGUCGCGCAGCCGGAAGUGACGUUAUUGAGUAACGUCAUUGAGCAAUCAUGUUCUCAUUUCUUGUUCCUAUCGAUUUCGUUUUUGAAACAAAUGAGUUUCGAUUCAUCCCAUAGUGCUAUUUAGGAUCUCUUUGUUAUUCGAUUCAUUUUAUUUUCUUAGUUAUAUUUAUUAAUGUCUUUCAUAUUUAAUGUACAUUCAUGUUGGGGCACAGCUACCAUUGUUUUCUUGUCAAAUAAAAUCGUAAUCCUU
This is a messenger RNA of Magallana angulata, 2910 nucleotides long. RefSeq lists its product as uncharacterized. The record is from RefSeq and is a predicted model, not a curated record. NCBI's taxonomy places the organism in Eukaryota, Metazoa, Mollusca, Bivalvia, Ostreida, Ostreidae. The transcript is spliced from 8 exons. Bases 26 to 2680 code for a protein of 884 amino acids.